Cyclocybe aegerita is the source of this 1026-nucleotide messenger RNA. The record is from the annotation of a GenBank genome assembly. NCBI's taxonomy places the organism in Eukaryota, Fungi, Basidiomycota, Agaricomycetes, Agaricales, Hemipholiotaceae.
AUGUCCUCACCGGAAGACAUAGCUCGCCUACGGCAGCUGAAGGAAACGGAAAACCUUGGGAAUGCCUGGACUUUCUGGCAGCAAACCCGAGAGCAACUAGAAGAAACCUCUGCCCUCUUCGACGACCCCGAUCCAUCCAUGCGUUCUCUGGCUAUGGAAGAAGCCAACUCCCUCUCCGAAACCCUGUCCGGCAUCGUCCAAAACACAUUCCCCUCCCUGCUUAUUCCGCCAUCCACCACUGCGCAACUUUCCGCACUCAUGGAACUAAAGUCUGGCGUGGGAGGCUCCGAAGCGAGCUUAUUCCUUGCUGACCUCCUGCGCAUGUACCAACGUCUCGCCAACAACACCAAUUGGAAGGCUUCGAUAGUGGCCAAAAAUGACACAGAAGGCGGUGGUAUAAAGGACGCUGUCGUCGAAUUCAAGGGUGAGGGCGCUUAUGAUGCUCUAAGAUGGGAAAGUGGGGUACAUCGCGUGCAACGUGUACCAGUCACUGAGGCGAGUGGAAGGACGCAUACAAGCACUGUGGCCAUCGUUGUUCUCCCGCUCAUGGAGGAAACGGAUAUACAUGAAGAUGAACUGUUCUCAAUGGAUGACAUCAAGCUCGAAGUCAUGCGUGCCCGCGGUGCUGGCGGCCAGCAUGUCAACAGAACAGAAUCCGCCGUCCGCAUAACGCAUGUACCCACUGGCAUAACUGUCUCCAUGCAGGACGAGCGGAGUCAACACCAAAACCGAAGACGGGCCUUCCAAGUCCUCCGUUCCCGUCUCAUGGACCUCAAACUCACGCGCGAGAUGGAGGAGCGACGGACAACACGACGAAAUCUCGUUCGUGGCGCAGACCGGAGCGAGAAGAUUCGGACAUACAACUAUGCUCAAGAUCGAGUAACAGACCACCGUAUAGGCUUGACGAUGAAAAACCUGACCUCCGUGAUGGAGGGCGACGGCAUCCAGCUCUUCAUCGAUGCUGUCCAGCGGGACCACGCCGAGUCGGUCAUGGAGGGGAUGUUGGAGAGUUCUGAGGGUGCUUAA